CGAAGGGAGCAAAAUGGCGGACGAAGAUGUUACGCUUGAUGGAAAACCUUUACAAUCGCUCCGUGUAGCGGACCUGAAAGCCGCCCUGGAGCAGAGGAACCUCCCGAAAAGCGGGCCGAAAAAUACACUCAUAAAGCGACUGAAAGGGGCCCUGAUGCUUGAGAACCUGCAGAAGUCAUCCUCCUCUCAUAUCGGGCUGCAGCCCAACUCUCAGAUAGGAGAAGAGAUGAGCCAAAACAGCUUCAUAAAGCAAUACCUGGCCAAGCAGCAAGAGCUCCUGCGUCAGAGACUGGAGAGAGAGGCCCAGCAAGCAGCAGAGGCUGAUGAAAGCCCAGCAGCGCCGGAAGACGAUGAAGAUCACUCAGAGGACAAUGACAGCUCUUCCUACAUCACUGACAAGCACUGUGUGAUGCCCUCACAGCCCCUGCUGAACAGGGCAGCGGAGGAGGGAGGAGGAGGUCCAGUGAUGGGGCCAGGAAUGAUGGCAUGCAGAAGCGACAUGGGCGCAGGCUCCACCCACCACCUGGAGGCUCCAGGAGUUUGGAUGCAGAGAUCCACCAUUCAGUCAGGACACGAGGAACCACCAACCCCCUCUCCUCCCCGCGCUGUAGCAUCCUUGUCAGUGCGUGUCCUGGGCCAGCCGGAUCGGCAGGGGCUGCCCCCUGCUGUGCCCCGGGCCCAGGAGAAAGAGGGCACUGCGCCUGUCGAGCCAGGUUCCGCCCAUCCUGUCCUCCACCUCAGCCGGUCUGCCGGAGAUUCAGCAGGAGCUCACAUCCAUGACGACAGCGAUGAAGACGACGAUGACGAGAGUGAGGAGGAUGAGGACUGGGGGCCCAGUCCCAGCAGGGCACGACGGGUCAGCAGAGCCCCCGCCCAGCCGCUGCAGCCAUCCCCCAGCAUCCCAUCGGCAGCGGCAAGAUCCAGACGCAAGCUUCAGCCCCCACAGCACAUCCCACCAUUGCAGGUACACCAGCCCCCCAUGCAAUUACGUCACCCCACCCCACCCCCCUCACCACCCCCUGAACUCUCCUUCCCUCUCCCCGACACUCCCAAGCAGAGCCCGCCGGACACCGAUGAGCCAGAGGGAGAAAUGCCAUUGGCGGCAUCUUACCCUCCUCCUGCCAUGCAGAGGCAGGACUCCGAUUCAAGCUCCCGUUCCAGCAGUCCUGAGCCUCCACAGCAGCGCAGGCCAGGGCCUCUCUCCCUACUUGCCCGUAAAAUGGAGUCUGAGGGGGCACUCCCUGCAGCAAAGAGCACCCUAGUCAUGGGAAUGUCAGGAGAGGUGGCAUGCUCCUCCAGCCUGCAUGCCAUCUCUAUUGGAGCUGCUGGCUCCAGCAAAUCCCCACUGCAGAGAAUGGAGAGAGAGAGGCAACAAGAGAGAAGGGAGGAGGAGGAAGAGAGGCGACUGAAGGAGAAGAAGGAGAAGGAGCAGCGGCAGGAGGAGGAGCGAGAGCAAAGGAGGAAACAAGAGGAGGAGAGGGAGAGGAAGCGUCUGGAAGAAGAGAAGGAAAGGGAGAGGAAGCAGCUGGAAGAGAAGAAAAGACGCCUGGAAGAAGAGAGGGAGAAAGAGAGAAAACGCCAGGAGGAGGAGAAGAGAAGAGAGGAGAAACGUCUGGAAGAGGAGCGGGAGAGGAGGCGGGAGGCCGAGGAGAAAGGGAGGGAGGGCCGACUGCCGCCGUGGAAGAGAGGGCAAGAGCAGAUGUCUCAGAGCAAAGCUGGGUCCCAAGAGUCAGCCAUGGAACAGGGUGCAGCUGUCUCCUCGCAGCACUCCAAGAGGUCUGUCCUAGUCAGGGAUGCCUCGCCCCAGAAGCUUUUGUCCUCUCCUCCCAUCAAAACAGCUCCCGCCUCCGUGUCUCCCACAGCCAAGAGGCCCCGCAUGUUUUCUGACACUCCAGCAGGGCCCACUGCCUCAGAGUUUGGCUCGGUGGUUGUUUCCAAGGCCCAGGACUCAGGCUCGUCAUCAGAUUCUGACUCCAAAUCUGACUCAUCUUCACGCUCCUCACAGUCCUCAUCCUCCUCCUGGGAUAAGCCCCGUCCCGCCAGGGAGCCACAGAAGGCCAACAAAGGACAGGGGGCAGAGAAAAACAGUUCCGUGGAUAAAGGAGCAGAGAGACGAUACCCCACUAAGAGGGAGGUGUCUGAGCCCAGCGCGGCUGCAGUGACCGAGGUGGACCCAGACUCGGAAAACUCCAUGUCCCAGCAGCCGGCCUCGGAGGCUGAACCAGACAACAACAGUGAGAGCCGCCUGGAGGAGAGCACAACUCCUAAGGCUUUUGCUGCUCGCAAGAUCUCCCUGACCAGCAGCAAGACGUCUCCAGCCAGCACAGAAGGAGGCACAGCAGGAGCAGGGGAGUCCGAGACGGGGACUGCAGCGGGAAGGAAGAGGCGGUGGGGCUCCAGCACGUCUGUCACUGCCAAGAAACCAUCCAUCAGCAUCACCACUGACUCACUGAAGUCUUUGAUCCCAGAUAUCAAGGUGAGCCAGGAGGCUGUGGUAGAACUGCACCCGGAGGAGCUGCAACUCUCUGGGGAUGAGGAGGGCCUGGACACCAGCCGAGACGAUCAGGACAAAGGACUCAAGAUCAGACGCACUGUCACACAGGUUGUCCCAGGUGACAGCCAGGAAAAUGGACAGGGGAAUGAGGAGGAAGAUGACGUUGAGAAAAUGGAGAAGGAAAAACAACGAAGGACUUCAAAAGACAAAAGGAAGAACAGCCACUCUGAGGAAACUUUGGAAACACAGACCUCUGUCAAGCAUGACGCAGAGGCAAAGAAAGUGACCCCUAGUGACAGUCUGGUGCGUCGCUCCAUCAGCCAGCAGAAAUCUGGAGUGUCCAUCACUAUUGACGACCCCGUCCGCACAACCAGGCAGCCCUCGCCGCCUCGUGGCAAAGUCUCCAAUAUCAUCCAUGUCACCAACCUGGUACGGCCCUUCACUCUGGGCCAGCUCAAAGAGCUGCUGAACCGGACGGGAAGCGUGGUGGAGGAGGGCUUCUGGAUCGACAAGAUCAAGUCUCACUGCUACGUCACGUAUUUGACUACAGAAGAGGCCGUCGCCACCAGAGCUGCUCUCCAUGGGGUGAAAUGGCCCCAAAGCAACCCCAAGGUCCUCAGUGUGGACUUCUGUGAACAGGACGAGCUGGAUUUCCACAAAGGCCUUCUGAAACCCGACAGAGGAGAGGAGGACCCUGGGGUCCAGCCAGGGGUCCCCCAGACCCGGCUUCCCCCACUGAUGCCAGAACGGGACAGGGACAGAGAACGGGAUAGGGAAAGGGAACGGGAGCGAGACCGAGGCAUGGGAGGUGUACGGGACCAGUGGGCGGAGCGGGAGAGAGAGAUGGAGAGGCGGGAACGGGCCCGGGGUGAACGGGAGUGGGACCGGGAUAAGAUCCGGGAAUUCGGGAGACCGGGGGAGGAGAGCAGGCGCUCUCGAUCCAGGGACCGAGAGAGGAGGAGGAGGGAGAGGGGCAAGAGCAAGGAGAGGAGGUCAGAUAAGAAGGAGAAAGAUGAGCCUCCUGCCAAACUACUAGACGACUUGUUCCUCAAGACCAAAGCAGCUCCAUGUAUAUACUGGCUUCCCCUCACUGAGGAGCAGGCGGCGCAGAGGGUUUUGGACCGCGCCGAGCGUCAAAAGGAGCGCGAGCGGAAACGCAAAGAGCAGCAGGAGGAGGAGGACAAGAAGCGGGAGGAGGAGAAGAAAGAGAGGCUGAAGGGCCGGGAGAAAGAGGGAGGAGUGACGGCGAGCAGCGGAGGAGCCGGCCGAGGAGACGGAGGAGACAGAGAGAGGGACCGGGGCCGAGACCGAGACCGGGACGGGGAGAAGAAGAGGGACGGCUACCGGCCCAGACGACCCUCGGGGGGCGUGGGCAGCGGACGGCGGUCCCGUAGCCGUAGCAACCCCAGGGACAGACGCCGCUGAGGACUGAGUAGCUGCAGGGAAAGACGAAGAGAGAGCGGAGAGAUGCAAACAUAGUGAAGCACACAGCAGACAGAAAGUCUUGGGAGGGAUUUUUUUUGUUUGUUUGUUUGUUGCAUUUCUCUUGUCCUGAGUUCAAGGCUUCUCUCUGCCCCUCUGUGCUUUAAUUUGUCCCGUUUGACCCCACCAUUUGUGUCCUCCACAUCCUGUAAUGCCCUUUAGUCCCCCUCCCCCACUGACAUACAUGUACAUGGAAAAUGUUAAUCACAUGUUGGCUGGUAGGAGAGUUUUUAGUGAAAUGACAGUUCAACUAGCUAGCUCAACCCCCCUGUUCUGUUGUCUCUUUUUGUCUCUGUCGUCUUCCAGAGGCAGCGUACUGCUCUCUUCUUCAUUCCUGUUUGUUCGAACAUGAAAGAAGUUGAAAUCAGAGUCGGGCAGAGAGCGGCGUCUCUCCUCGUCCCCCGUGUAGUGCUGCUGAUUCUCCCUGAUUUAAGAAGAGAGGCAGAGAGGGCGGUGGUUAGUUGGCUCGCUUCGGCAUUUUGGCUUGCUGAGGUUUUGGGAGCCCGCCUCUUUAUUUUUGUUCUGCGGGUGCACAGUUCCUUCCUCCUCAAAGCCCUGUAAUAAAACCAAUCCAAAAUAGAUCCCUGACCCUCAAAUAUUUUCUAGAAUCAAUUUUAGCGUUCCACUCCAGUAAGUAAGAAUUUUUCUUUUUCUACUAAAUCUACAGGCCCUCUCUGCGGGGUUAACAUGAAGGAAGUUCCUUUGUUCUGUGUUUUUUUUUUUUUUUUUUUUUUCUGUUUUAUGGAUCAUGUUUAUUUUUCAGCCUUGGAGGGUCCUUGUAUGUUCAAGCAGGUAAAGUGUGUGUGUGUCUGUGUGUGUGUGUAUCUGUGACUGUGCAAGCGAAUGAGAAAACCUCCCUCUGACAACACGGAGACAACCGGUACCGAGUCCAAACACUGUCAGAAUGCUUUAAACUAGAAAAGUGUCUGUCUUUUUAUGAGGAAGGAGACCUGAUAUUAUGUGUUGUGGUGGCACAGGGAGCCGUGCACAUGCUGGAGUUUGUCUUCAGUGGAUUGUGUUGUGAGGGUGUUGAUCAAAAAAAAUCUGUAAUAUGAAGACUCUGUUCUGUAAUAAUUAACGGGAAGCUGACCUUCCCUGCACUGAAUUCUUCAGUAAUAAGGGCCUGCCCUGACCCUUUAAUAAUCAUAUAUAUAUAAAGGGAGGUAAAUUUAAGUGAGUUUAUCCUCUAGAGUAAUGGUUACAGUUUUAAUAUUUUAAUUUGAUGUUUUUAGUUGGAGAUAAUUUGAUUUUGUUUUGUUUUUUCCUCCUGCAAGUGCUGAAUGUACCAAGAGUUAAAAUAAAUUUAAAUUGGUUUAUCA
Myripristis murdjan (pinecone soldierfish) is the source of this 5295-nucleotide messenger RNA. It is a transcript of the gene acin1b, whose product is annotated as apoptotic chromatin condensation inducer 1b. Gene Ontology annotation, biological process: RNA splicing. NCBI's taxonomy places the organism in Eukaryota, Metazoa, Chordata, Actinopteri, Holocentriformes, Holocentridae. The coding region runs from base 14 to 3919 and encodes 1301 amino acids. The record is from RefSeq and is a predicted model, not a curated record. Gene Ontology annotation, molecular function: RNA binding. The transcript has 17 exons. Gene Ontology annotation, cellular component: precatalytic spliceosome; ASAP complex.